This is a messenger RNA of Fusarium keratoplasticum, 1506 nucleotides long. RefSeq names its product Alpha-1,3-glucosyltransferase. Gene Ontology annotation, molecular function: dolichyl pyrophosphate Glc1Man9GlcNAc2 alpha-1,3-glucosyltransferase activity. Gene Ontology annotation, biological process: protein N-linked glycosylation. The record is from RefSeq and is a predicted model, not a curated record. The transcript is spliced from 3 exons. NCBI's taxonomy places the organism in Eukaryota, Fungi, Ascomycota, Sordariomycetes, Hypocreales, Nectriaceae. Gene Ontology annotation, cellular component: endoplasmic reticulum membrane. Bases 1 to 1506 code for a protein of 501 amino acids.
AUGAGCGAGUCGUACCCGACCUUGACGCAGACGGCGCUGGUGGCUGCUGCUUUCAAGAUCCUCUUAUUCCCAGCCUACAAGUCCACCGACUUUGAAGUUCACCGCAAUUGGCUCGCCAUCACCGAGAGCCUCCCCUUGGACAAGUGGUACUUUGAAAAGACGUCGGAGUGGACCCUCGACUACCCGCCCUUCUUUGCCUACUUCGAAUAUGUCCUCGCCCACGUCGCCCGUCUCGUCGACCCCCUCAUGGUCAAGGUCUACAACCUCGACUACGACAGCUGGCAGACGGUUUACUUCCAGCGGACCACCGUGAUCAUCACCGAGCUCGUUCUCGUGUGGGCUCUCCAGUCGUUUAUCGAUUCCACGCCUCUCAAGUCGCGACGCGCCGCGCAGGUCGCCGCUCUGUCCAUUGUCCUCUCGCCGGGCCUACUCAUCAUCGACCACAUUCACUUCCAGUACAAUGGCUUCAUGUACGGCAUCUUGGUGAUGUCGCUGGUGCUAGCGCGCUGCAAGGGCACUCUUCUGUAUAGUGGACUCGUGUUCGCCGCGCUGCUCUGCUUCAAGCACAUCUACCUGUACCUGGCCCUGGCCUACUUUGUCUUUCUCCUGCGGGCGUAUUGCCUGUCGUCCAAGUCCAUCUUCCGGAUCCGUUUCCUUAACUGUAUCAAGCUCGGUCUGGGUAUCGGGACCAUCUUUGGAGCUGCCUUUGGCCCAUUUGCGGCCCUAGGUCAGAUUCCUCAGCUCUUGAGCCGACUAUUUCCCUUUUCGCGGGGUCUCUGCCAUGCUUACUGGGCGCCCAAUGUCUGGGCCCUCUACUCCUUUGCGGAUCGCGUUUUGAUCCAUGUUGCCCCGCGACUUGGCUGGGCAGUCAACCAGGGCGCGUUGCAGAGCGUCACUCGCGGCCUUGUCGGAGACACUUCGUUCGCUGUUCUGCCCGAGAUCAGUCCCAGAACGUGCUUCAUCCUCACACUCAUCUUCCAGGGCCUGCCGCUUCUCAAGCUCUUCUCGCAGCCUACUUGGGAGAAUUUCAUUGGUGCCGUCACCCUGUGCGGCUAUGCCUCUUUUCUCUUCGGCUGGCACGUUCAUGAGAAGGCCAUCCUCCUAGUCAUCAUCCCCUUCAGCCUCAUCGCCUUACGUGAUAGACGACACCUAGGUGCAUUCCGGCCCCUCGCCGUUGCAGGCCAUGUGUCACUCUUCCCGCUCCUCUUCACACCCGCCGAGUUCCCUGUCAAGACCAUCUACACCAUCAUGUGGCUGGUGGUGUUCCUCAUGGCAUUUGACCGUCUCGCCCCGGCGUCCAACAAGCCAAGAAUCUUCCUCCUGGACCGAUUCAGCACUCUAUACAUUGCAGUGAGCAUCCCGCUCAUCCUGUACUGCUCGCUUCUGCACCAAAUCAUAUUUGGAAAGAGUUACGAGUUUCUGCCAUUGAUGUUUACCAGCUCAUACUCCGCAAUUGGAGUUGUCGGCAGCUGGGUGGGCUAUAUGGUGGUGUAUUUUACCGCAUGA